Molecule: messenger RNA, 291 nt
Organism: Prorocentrum cordatum
Lineage: Eukaryota; Dinophyceae; Prorocentrales; Prorocentraceae
Source: the annotation of a GenBank genome assembly
GAACACCUGGACGGCAUCGCCGCGGAGCUGGCGCGCGUGCGCGACGCCAGGGUAGGCCUGGCAAUGGCCAGACGCGAGGGCGUGGAGGAGGCGAUCGCGGCUGUCCAGUCCCGGGCCCUCGACGCGGAGUCGGGGCUCCUCCCGGCCAUGUCUCGGCUCGCCGCCGAGACGGAGGCGAUGCUGGAGGUGGGGCGCCCGCUGGAGCGGCCGGGCGCGGACGCCGCCCUGAGCAGGGUGCCCGCGGGCGUGGUGGCGGGGGCGUGGCGGAGAGCCUUGUCGGCCACCUUCGCG